AUGGGCUAUUCGGCGUCGAGAGGGACACCAAAUGGAACUCAGUGCCAAAGAAAACCUCAACUCGACUUGAUCAUUGGCCCGCAGACGAACGGCGAUGUACAACCAAAGCCCAAGAAGAAGCUUAUCCUGAACGCUUUCGUGGAGAUGUGCUCCGGCCACCAAUCUCCCGGUCUCUGGCGGCAUCCCGACGACCGUUCUACGGAGUUCAACACACUCGCCCACUGGACGUCUCUCGCUCAACUUCUCGAACGCGGAAAGUUUCACGGUAUGUUCAUCGCGGACGUUCUCGGAGGCUACGACGUCUACGGAGGACCGAAGAAUCUCACUCCGGCCAUCAAGUCGGGAGCUCAGUGGCCGGUCAAUGAACCUCUCUGCGUGGUGCCGGCGAUGGCGGCGGUGACGAAAAGUCUGGGAUUUGGAGUGACUGUCAGCACGAGUUAUGAGAUGCCGUAUCAUUUGGCGAGGAGGUUGAGUACUGUUGAUCAUCUGAGUGGUGGGCGUCUCGCAUGGAACGUAGUAACCGGCUACCUCGACUCCGCCGCUCGCAAUCUUCUACCCAAGAAAUCGUCCUCCACACCCGAAAAGGACAGUGCUCAACCCACUCAUACCUCCCGCUAUGCCAUGUGCGAAGAAUUCAUGACCGUAGUCUACAAGCUCUGGAACUCCUCCUGGCGCUCCGACGCCGUUCAACUCAAUCGCAAAACAGAAAUCUACACCGAUCCAUCUCUCGUCCGGGAAAUCAAUCACACCGGCGAGUUCUUCGACGUUCCUGGUCCGCAUUUUUGUCAACCUUCUCCGCAACGCACGCCGGUCAUCAUGCAAGCUGGAACAUCGAAAGAAGGGAAAGCGUUUGCAGGGAAGCAUGCAGAGGGUGUUUUCGUAUCCGCUCAUGCACCAGCGAGCGUGAAAGGGAACAUCGCCGGCAUCCGUGCGAAAGCAGUCGAAGAAGGUCGAUCAGCAAGCGAUGUCAAAGUUCUUGCCAAAUUUUGCCCUGUCUUGGGACGUACGCAAGCCGAAGCUGAGGCCAAGUACGCUGAUUACAUCCAAUACGGCGACUACGAAGGCGCACUCGCUCUCUUUGGUGGCUGGACUGGAGUUGACUUGAGCAAGUACGCUGAUGACGAGGAGCUGCGGUAUGUGGAGAGUAAUGCCAUUCGCAGUUAUAUUGAAGGACUGCUGAAGGUGGCACCGGAUGUGAAUGGAGGAAAGUGGACGAAGCGUGCACUAGCGGAACACAUCAUGGUGGGAGGGCUGGGAGUCACAAGCGUGGGCACACCGGAGGUCGUGGCGGAUGAGAUGGAGAGGUGGGUUGAAGAGGGCGAUGUGGAUGGGUUCAACAUUGCAUACGCGCUCAUGCCGCAGACAUUCGAGGACGUCGUAGAGCUGUUGAUACCAGAGCUUCAGCGAAGAGGUAUCUUCUGGCACGACUACACCGUGCCCGGUGGGACGUAUCGGGAGAACUUCCUGGAUUCACCUGGUCAGAAUGAGCCUCUUCCAAAUCAUCCUGCAGGUCAGAUGAUCUGGAGGGCGGUGUCGAAGAGCAAAACGGUCGGGUUCAAGCUGGAUGGAGUGAGCGAGUUCAAGGGUGGUGAGAAGGGCAGGGUGGAGGUCGAAGAGGAGCCGAAGACGGAUGACUGGAUCGAUCCGGCGGCCAUGCAACUCUGUUGA
This is a messenger RNA of Zymoseptoria tritici IPO323, 1668 nucleotides long. RefSeq lists its product as uncharacterized. Gene Ontology annotation, molecular function: oxidoreductase activity, acting on paired donors, with incorporation or reduction of molecular oxygen; monooxygenase activity. Bases 1 to 1668 code for a protein of 555 amino acids. The transcript is spliced from 4 exons. The record is from RefSeq and is a predicted model, not a curated record. Lineage: Eukaryota; Fungi; Ascomycota; Dothideomycetes; Mycosphaerellales; Mycosphaerellaceae.